This is a messenger RNA of Ricinus communis (castor bean), 2486 nucleotides long. Its product is annotated as protein SIEVE ELEMENT OCCLUSION B. The record is from RefSeq and is a predicted model, not a curated record. Bases 86 to 2227 code for a protein of 713 amino acids. The transcript is spliced from 7 exons. Gene Ontology annotation, biological process: phloem development. NCBI's taxonomy places the organism in Eukaryota, Viridiplantae, Streptophyta, Magnoliopsida, Malpighiales, Euphorbiaceae.
CACAAUCUCUUCUCUUCUCUUCUCUUCUCUUCUCACUUGUUCAUUUUACUACUUCACAAGUUUCUAUCUUUGCCAACUUCACACAAUGGCAGUUGUACCUCACAGGUCAAAUCCUAGAGGCGAACGCCACAUGUUUUCAACCUCAGAUGAUAAUGCAAUGAUGAAACAAAUUCAAGCUACUCAUGCUCCUGAUGGUCGCGAAUUUGAUGUCAGGCCUCUUCUUAAUGUUGUUGAGGAUGUCUUCCAACGUGCUGUGCCGCCCUCGGGACUUGCUACCAUUGUUCAGCCUCAGGGAGUUGUUCAUCAAGCACAACUCGACGCAUUAGAGGAGAAAACUCUCCAGAAUGGCUUCUAUGAAAUGCUGGACCUGUUGUCGUACACAAUCAACAAAAUUUCCUGCGAGAUAGCUUGCAAAUGUUCUGGCGGUGGAGAUGCACACGCUACAACAUUGGCAAUAUUUAACUUGGUAUCAAGUUACUCAUGGGACGCAAAGCUUGUUCUAGCCUUAGCAGCAUUUGCAGUAAACUAUGGCGAAUUCUGGCUCGUAGCCCAUCUUUACCUUACAAACCCAUUGGCAAAAGCCGUGGCUCUUCUGAAGCAAUUGCCCGACAUACUUGAACGUGCUGACGCAUUGAAACCAAAGUUUGAGGCGGUGAGCAGCCUUAUCAGGGCUGCUUUAGAUGUGGCCAAAUGCAUUGUUGAAUUCAAGGAGCUACCACCUCAGUACAUCACUCCUGAUGCACCAGAAAUGUUAAUUGCUACUGCUCAUAUUCCAACAGCUGUUUACUGGACUAUCAGGAGUAUUGUGGCUUGUGCAACACAAAUUAUUGGCCUCAUUGGCAUGGGUCAUGAGUACAUGGCAUCAACCACAGAAGCUUGGGAACUAUCAAGCUUGGCACAUAAGGUCAGAAGUAUUCAUGAACAUCUUAUGAGGCAGCUCACUCUAUGUUAUCAUCACAUAGAUGAGAAAAGACACGUAGAAGCAUAUCAGACACUCAUACGCCUUUUCGAUACUAUUCACAUUGAUAACAUAAAGAUUCUCAGGGCUCUGAUUUAUGCUAAGGAUGAUCAGCUACCACUUUAUGAUGGCCACAACAAAAAAAGGGCUAGCCUUGAUGUGCUGAGGAGGAAGAAUGUUCUGCUCUACAUUUCAGACCUUGAUCUCCCGCAUGAAGAGCUUUCAAUGCUUGAACAAAUGUAUAGUGAGGCAAGGCAAAAUCCAGCAAGGACAGAGAGUCAUUAUGAGGUAGUAUGGCUGCCAGUUGUGGAACGAUCAACAGCAUGGAAUGAUGCAAAACAAAAACAAUUUGAGAAUCUUCAAUCAGUGAUGCCAUGGUACACAGUCUAUCACCCUUCACUGCUCGACCCGGCAGUCAUUAGGUACAUCAAGGAGUUUUGGAAAUUCAACAAGAAGCCAUUGCUGGUGGUCUUGGAUCCUCAAGGCAAAGUAGUGAAUCCUAAUGCUAUCCAUAUGAUGUGGAUUUGGGGUAGCGCAGCUUUCCCUUUCACUAGCGUCAGGGAAGAAGCACUCUGGAGAGCAGAAAACUGGAAGAUUGAUUUAUUAGCAGAUACGAUCGAUCCAAUCAUUCACUCCUGGAUACAACAAGGGAAGUACAUAUGCUUGUAUGGCGGAGAGGAUAUCGAGUGGAUCCGCAAAUUCACAAUGACAGCAAAUGCACUUGCACAAGCUGCUGGCAUUGAUUUAGAGAUGCUCUAUGUGGGGAAGAGCAACCCAAGAGAGAAAGUCAGGAAAAAUAAUAUCAUAAUUCAAAAUGAGAAGCUUAGUCAUGUACUUCAAGACCUUACACUAAUCUGGUUCUUCUGGGUAAGGCUUGAAAGCAUGUGGCAUUCCAAGGUGCAACACAACAGGACGGUGGAGAAUGACAUAAUAAUGCAAGAAAUCGUAACGAUGCUAAGCUUCGAUGGGAGCGAUCAAGGAUGGGCUGUGAUCAGUAAAGGGUCAGGAGCUGAAAACAGACAACUCGCAAAGGCGAAAGGAUCAGAUAUAUUGAACUGCUUUGAUGACUAUCAGUCAUGGAGAGAAAUUGCUGAAGAGGAAGGAUUUGUGCCUGCAAUACUUGACUAUCUCCAUGGACACCAUAACCCACUUCACUGCAACAGGUUGAUCCUGCCAGGAACCACUGGGAGCAUCCCUGAAAAGGUUGUUUGUGCCGAAUGCAGCCGUCCAAUGGAGAAGUUCAUCAUGUAUCGCUGCUGUACUGAUUAAGGCUCAAAUCACCGUUACUAGUCUAUGGUGUGGCCUGAUAUCGUGAAUGGAGUUCAAUAACUAACUGCUGUAUCCUGCAGUCAGUGUUUGUACUGUCGUAUUUUGAUGUUUAAUUUGAAUAUGCACGGGUAGUGCGGAUUUGAAUGUGCAUGGUAAGAACUAGGCAUCUUCCUCCUGCUUUUUCCUUCCGACUACUUUCUGUAAUUUCCCGGUCAGGUAUUUGUAAUUCAAUUAAUCUAAAUUUUUAUUAUUUCUCUUA